CCUGACGCUCGCCCGAGGCAGGCCCCAAGGUGGCGGCGGCGCGCGCAGCAGCCCCGGCGUCGCCCCGCCAUGGCCGGCUGCGGGGCCCCGGGCUCCCCGUCGCAGCGGCACGGCCCCGGCUCGGUGCCGGAGGACGAGGAGGAGGAGGAGGACGACCCGGCCCUGGGCUGCGACGGCGACCUGGAGGUGAACCCGUACGACGGGCUGCCCUUCUCCUCCCGCUACUACGAGCUGCUGCGGCAGCGCCGGGAGCUGCCCGUGUGGACCGCCAAGUACAGCUUCAUGGAGCACCUGGAGGGCGGCGGCGGCAUCGUCCUCGUGUCCGGGCCCCCGGGCACCGGCAAGAGCACCCAGGUCCCGCAGUGGUGCGCGGAGUACGCCCUCUCCCUGCAGUUCGCGCACGGCCUGGUGGCCUGCACCCAGCCCCACAGCCUGGCCGCCCUCAGCCUCUCGCUGCGCGUGGCCGAUGAGAUGGACCUGAACCUGGGCCACGAGGUCGGCUACUGCGUCCCCCACGAGGACUGCUGCACCACCGAGACCAUCCUGAGGUACUGCUCGGACGAGAUGCUGCUGCGGGAGAUGACGUCGGACCCGCUGCUGCGGCAGUACGGGGUGGUGGUGCUGGACGAGGCGCAGGAGCGCACGGUGCCCACGGACGUGCUGCUGGGGCUGCUGAAGGACGUCCUGCGCCAGCGCCUGGAGCUGAAGGUGGUGGUGGUCACCUCGCCGGCCGCGGAGGAGCAGCUGCGCGCCUUCUGCGGGGACCCCCCCGUGGUGCGGGUGCCGGGGCCGGGGCCGCUGCCGCAGGUGCUCUACAGGGACCCCCCGGCCCGCGGCCGCGUCGCCGCAGCCUGCCAGGCCGUGCUGGACAUCCACCGGCGGCAGGAGCCCGGCCACGUCCUGCUCUUCCUGGCCAGCGAGCAGGAGAUUGCCGAGUGCUGCAGGGCCAUCCAGACCGAAGCCAUGGCGCUGAACCCGGGGCUGGGCCCGCUGCUGGUCCUGCCCCUGCACCCCGGCGUCGGACGCGCAGCACAGAAGGUGUACGAGGCGCUGGAGGAGGGCGGCCGGGAGCGGCGGGUGGUCGUCACCCACUGGCUCGGGGACUCCUCCUUCUCUCUGGGGAGCGUGCGCUUUGUCAUCGACACGGGGCUGGAGCUGCGCAGCGUCUACAACCCCCGGAUCCGAGCAGAGUCCCAGGUGCUGCGGCCCAUCAGCAGGAGCCAGGCGGAGUCGCGCAUGCAGCGAGCUGCCGGCAGCCCCCAGGGUACCUGCCUGCGCCUCUACUCGGAGGCCUUCUUCGAGCAGCGCCUGCCCCCCAGCCCCGCGCCCCACGUCAGCGAGACCAGCCUCAGCCGCCUCGUGCUGCUGCUGAAGCGCCUGGACAUCGCUGACAUGGGCCAGUGCGACUUCCUCGACCGGCCAGCCCCCGAGUCACUGAUGCAGGCGCUGGAGGACCUGGACUACCUGGCGGCACUGGAUGAUGACGGGAACCUGUCGGAGGUGGGGAUCAUCAUGUCGGAGUUCCCCCUGGACCCCCAGCUGGCCAAGGCGCUCAUCGCCUCCUGCGAGUUCGACUGCGUGGAGGAGAUGGUCAGCCUGGCCGCCAUGCUCACAGUCCCCCCCUGCUUUGUGCCCCCUUCCACGCGCCUGGAGGAGGCUGUGACCAUGCGCCGCCGGGCCCUGCUCCACCCGGACGGAGACCACUUCACCCUCAUCAACAUCUUCAACGCCUUCCAGCAGCACAACGCGGACGAGGGCUGGUGCCGCAAGCACGGGGUGAGCGGGGAGGCGCUGCGCCUGGCGGGCAUCGUGCGGGCUGAGCUGCUGGAAGUGAUGCAGCGCAUCGAGCUGCCCGUCUCGCCCCCCGCCUUCGGCACCGACGCCAACGUGCUCAACAUCCAGCGAGCGCUCAUCUCUGGCUACUUCCUCAAGGUAGCUCAGGACAUCGAUGGCUCCGGCAACUACGUGAUGCUGACGCACAAGCACGUGGCCCACCUGCCCCCCGCAUGCUGCUACCUGCUGCAGCAGCCCCCCCAGCGCCUGCCCCCCUGGGUCCUCUACCACGAGUUCACCAUCUCGCAGGACAACUGCCUCCGCGUGGUCUCAGAGAUCCAGCCCCAGAUGCUGGUGGAGCUGGCACCCCAGUACUACCUGAGCAACCUGCCGCCCAGCGAGAGCCGUGACCUGCUCAUGGAGCUGCGAGAGAAGGUGGUGGCCGCAGAGGAUGUCCCUGUGGUGCCCGAGCCCCUGGGGGAGGCGGCCGCCAGGGAGGACGAUGAGAACCAGGACGUCUGCGUGCUGCAGUGAGCGGGAGCUGCCGGAGCCACCUCGGCUUGGCUGGGACAGCAGGGGCCAGGGAGCCCCGGGGAGACGGCGCUGCAACGAGGGCUGACCCCAUCCUGGGGAGGCGCAGGCUCUCUGCUGCUGCUCUGACAGCUCCGCACCACGGCCGUGCCACAGGACUGGCCUCUGCCUUCGGCCCCAGGGAAAACACACGGGUUUGAGGAGUGCUGGCCCCGUCCCUGGACCAGGACAGUGGUGGGGAGCCUCCCCUAGGUCUGCUGGCCCUGCCCCUCUUCCUCGCCACACGCGGGGGGCAGCCCCUCAGGGGCCGUGGGGCCGCUUGUGGAUUUCUCCUGUAUAAAGUUUUGUGACCUUU
Molecule: messenger RNA, 2659 nt
Organism: Cygnus atratus (black swan)
Lineage: Eukaryota; Metazoa; Chordata; Aves; Anseriformes; Anatidae
Gene: DQX1
Product: DEAQ-box RNA dependent ATPase 1
Exons: 12
Coding region: 70-2307 (745 amino acids)
Cellular component (GO): intracellular anatomical structure; spliceosomal complex
Molecular function (GO): RNA binding
Source: RefSeq, a predicted model, not a curated record